Molecule: messenger RNA, 980 nt
Organism: Rotaria sp. Silwood2
Lineage: Eukaryota; Metazoa; Rotifera; Eurotatoria; Philodinida; Philodinidae
Source: the annotation of a GenBank genome assembly
AUGGAAAAAUCUAUUACAUUAGCACAAGAAUCCCCUAUUCGUGGUAAUAGUGCUACAGUUGACGCCGUAGCUGCAGCUGUGCAUCUUCGCAUCCCACAAACAACGUAUGAAGAAGAGGAUAAAAAUUUUGAAACCUUCGCAUUGGCAUGGUGUGACGCCAAUGUUAAUAAAUCCAAAGAUAAUUUACGAAUUCAAAUGAAACUUAGAGAAACUGUAAACUUUAUAAGGACAUUUGAUGACAGUGUCUCUUGUGAACUAUGGCUGAAACGGCGUCGUGCCAACUCUGGUGACAAGAUUAUUCUUAUUACAUCUGGCAGACUAGGAAGAGAAUUAGUUCCAAAAGUUCAUGAUUUAUCACAGUUGGUUUCGAUUUAUAUAUUUUGUACAGAUAAGUGCAGCAAUGAAAACUGGUCAAAAACGUUUCAAAAGGUAAGAGGCUGCAGUAGUGGCUGGCAAAAAGACUGAGUAACAGAAGUUGAGUGUCACCUAAGCAGACAAGAAUUUGAAAAAACACUUUUAAACGCUGCAAUCGGGGACGGCGAUUGUGACCCAUUCACGCUCAAAAUAAAACGCCUUUUUUUGCGUUUAAUUUUCACUUUCAGAGCUUAAAAACGGUGAAAAAUUCGAAAAAUGAGCGUUAAAACGCAUUGUUUUUAAAUUUGAGAAAAUUCUGGAAAUAAAGGCACGUGUUAACACUACAAACUAGAGUUUUCGACCUUUUGCACCCUCUUAAAGUGAAAAUUAAACGCAAAAAGCUUGUUAGCGCAGCCCCUUUGAGGCUGAAAUGUGGAACUCACAUAUGCUCUCUAGCCUCAUUCAACUAAUAUAAAAUACGUAAACUGAAAAAUCUCUCUUAGACUAAAGUUGUUUUGCAGGAUAAUCAAUCGCAAGAGUAAGAAUCUCUCUAAUUUCGAACAUAAUAUUCUUUAAACUGUUUAAUGCGGUGCGAAGCACAGCAUUUAUGUAGUCCGUCGCGAGUU